Microplitis demolitor is the source of this 1003-nucleotide messenger RNA. RefSeq names its product C-factor. Bases 162 to 902 code for a protein of 246 amino acids. NCBI's taxonomy places the organism in Eukaryota, Metazoa, Arthropoda, Insecta, Hymenoptera, Braconidae. The transcript has 5 exons. The record is from RefSeq and is a predicted model, not a curated record.
UUCCAUCAUAAAACGAAAGUUGAUAAAUGAAAACAGAGUCAGCCUGAGGCAUUCGUUGGACUCAUUUGGCUUGCGGUCAACUUUUGUUACUAAUUACAGUUAAAGUUACAAUCACUUUUUUAAAAUACGGUAUUAUUAAUUAUUUACUUAAAAUAAUUUAAAUGAUGCGGUCAAUUUUAAUUACUGGGUGUAACAGAGGAUUGGGUUUGGGUUUAGUCCAACAUCUAACUCAAUUACCAAACCCACCGGAAAAAAUAUUUGCUACUUGUCGUGAUAUUAAUAAAGCUGAGAAACUACGAGAAAUUGCUGACAAGUCAAAGAAUGUCUACAUUAUAAAAGCAGAUUUGAAGGAUUUCAAGGACUAUGCCCGAGUUGUUAAUGAAAUCAGCUCGCAUGUUGGAGAUGCUGGUUUGAAUGUACUGUUUAAUAAUGCUGGAGUCGCUACCAAGUUCACGAGAAUCGGGAUGGUGAAGGCCGAACAGAUGACAGAAACUUAUCUGGUCAAUACUGUGGCACCGAUAAUGUUUACGCAGGCAUUUCUGCCGCUACUGAAAAAAGCAGCAGAAGGAAAACAAGGUCUGGGAGUACAUCGUGCGGCGGUUAUUAAUAUGACAUCGAUAAUUGGAAGCAUCGCUGAGAAUAAAAUGGGAGGAUUUUAUCCGUACAUGUGCAGCAAGACGGCACUGAAUGCCGCUACCAAGUCAAUGAGCAUAGAUUUGGAAGCUGAUGGUAUUCUGGUGGCUUGCAUGCAUCCUGGAUGGGUAAAAACAGACAUGGGUGGUAAUAAUGCGCCAAUGGAUAUUGAUUCUAGCUGCGGGGAUAUGGUUAAAACUGUUCUAGGACUUUCUGAGAAAGACAAUGGGGCUUUUCUUCAACAUGAUGGUACUACUUUACCAUGGUAAAAUAUCACUUUAAUCAAAGAAAUAGAAAUGAAAACUAAAAUAUUUAACAUACAAAUUAGUUUUUAACAUUUAGAAUUAUAUAUAUUAAUAAAUAUUGUUUU